Peniophora sp. CBMAI 1063 is the source of this 3207-nucleotide messenger RNA. NCBI's taxonomy places the organism in Eukaryota, Fungi, Basidiomycota, Agaricomycetes, Russulales, Peniophoraceae. The record is from the annotation of a GenBank genome assembly.
AUGGCCAAUCUGGAUCCUCCAGCGGACCGAUACUACUGCUUCUGUUCCCCUUGCUACAACAAACCAAAGGAUAGGCGUUGGAUAGGCAAAACAGCCUGGUACGGCCAUGCUACAGGACGAUUGGCACAAGCCCGUGCAAACCCUGCGAGUGUACCACCAGUAGGAUCGCGCGAAGCUAUUGUACCCCAUAUCCCUAGGCUGACUCGUAAACGACGUCUCGAGGCCGAUGCUGCAGCACGUACACAACCGGCACCUAAACGUUUCAGAGGACCACAGCCUGUACUCGCGGGCGUUGACAGGGUCCAGCUCGCGGUGGCCGCACACAGACCGAAGGACGGCGCAAUGGAUCUCAACCAAGGGGUCGCGCAUCAUCCAAUGUAUCCCACACUUCGCCAUCCAGUCCAGAACCAGAAGACGUAUAACUUGGGUGGCUCUCCGGGGCCGUCCGAUGACUUCCGCACUCCGGUGCCCGAUGCUCAACCUGUGCCACCUCCACCUCCACCACUCCCACAUCGCGUCGACCUAGACGUGCCGACCACAUCAGAGAUUGCCAAGAUACAAUAUACGCUCGACCUCAUUCGCUGUGCCCGGUCUGCGACUCUGGCCGACAGUGGCUUGCCUGCCGACGUUCUUGCGCGUUUGCGGAAUGCGCCCGUUGAUAUUCCUGAAUUCACAGACAUGGAACUCCACGCGAUAGACCUCUGGCUCUCGAAUCCCGGCCGCAAGCAAUACGAGAAGAACCGUCUCACCGCAAUACGCGCCCAUUCAGGGGAUGCCGAGUUGUUUACCUACCACGCAGUGAAGAAGAAAGUAGCCGAGUUGACAGGCAUCGUGCCUCUCGUUCUUGACAUGUGCCCGAAGAGCUGCAUGGCGUUUGUAGGGCCAUGGAAAGAUGAGAAGCAGUGCCUCUUCUGCGAUCACGAGCGGUGGUAUCAGAAGGGGGGGAAGGACGUCGCCUAUAAGCAGUGGAGCACGUUUCUGCCGGGCCCCCAGGUGCAGGCCCGCUGGCGCUCGCCGGAGGGUGCUCAUGAUAUGCUUCAUCGCGAGCGUGUUAUGCGCGAGUUCUUGGAUGAACUACUGGGCCCAGAGGACUCGCGCCGUAUCUCGGAUCUCUACCACGGCACGAACUUCUACAGGCACUACCAGAAUGGCGAGAUCGCUCCCGAUGACUUCGUGCUGAUAUACUCUAUGGACGGAGCGCAGCUGUACGAGCACAAGGCCUCUCAUUGCUGGAUCUACAUCUGGAUCCUUGUUGAUGUCGCUCCCGAUCGGCGCUACAAGUGCCCGUACAUCCUCCCUGGCGCCAUCGUACCUGGUCCCAACAAGCCUGAGUUCCCUGACUCUUUCAAUUAUCCGGGCUUUGCACAUCUUGCCGCGCUUGCAAGGGAGGGACUGAGCAUCUACGACGGGUUGAACAAGCGGCUGUUCCGAUCGCACCCCUAUCUCUUACUUGCAGAGACAGAUGCCGUUGGUGCGCCGGAGGUGACCGGAUUCUGCCCACAUGGUAGCAAGAAGGCGUGCCGCCGUCGAUGUGGUCGAGCUGGGCGGCAUAAACCUAAUCUUGGUCACUACUACGCUGCCGAUCUCCGGCCGGAUCACUAUAACGAAGUGGGCUGCUCGCAUCCAGAUCUUGAACCGAGCGAACUCUCGCCCGCCCAGACGGAGGAACAGUACCUUGAUGAUAUCCGCAAGUUAUCCGCAGCUUCCGAUACAGCCGAGUACAAUGCUUUGCGCUUGGAGCUAGGCCUUGUCAAACCUUCCCUUAUUCUCGGGAUCCCUCGCGCACAUCGUUCUGACAUCCCGGACAUCUUUCCUGGUGAUAUCAUGCACGCUCUCGGGCUCAAUAUCACCGAACAUAGCAUCAAGAUGUACCGCGCUCUUCUUCCCUGCGACGAGAAGCUGGGAGAUAAGAAGUCUACAUGGACAUGGGCGGACCUGGCAAAGGAUGAGGAAGGUGGCGAAGAGGCUUGGUUUGAACAGAGCGACUUUGUGGCGGGUGCACGCGAGCACAUUCCUGGUGGCUUCGGACGCGUCCCGCGCCCUCCUCGACACAAGAUCAACAGUGGGUACAAGUGUGAGGAGUGGAUGACCUGGUUCUACGGUCUUCUUCCGGGAUUCUCGUACGGGGUAUUCAAAGAUGGUCGAUGGGAACACUUCUGCAAACUUGUUGCGGGUGCACAGGUUGCGUUUCAAGUUGGCGCUACGAUAGCACAGCUGAAGAAGAGUCAUAGCAAUACUGCUGACUGGAAGUGGGGAUUGGAGGUCGACUUUGCUAAGCUCAAGAUCUCACGACUUCAUUUCAUGCCCCAGUGCACGCACGCCGUUCUACAUGAUGCCGACGACUACAUUCGGAACGGGCCGCUCAUCGCUUCCUCGCAAUUCCCAAUUGAGCGCUAUAUUGGCAUGCUCGGCGACGAGAUACAGCAACCUUCUAAUCCAUUUGGGAAUAUCGCUAAACGUGCCCUGCGCUUUGCUCAAGUGAACGCCCUGCUUGCCAUGUAUCCCGCUCUCGAUCGACGUCCGCCACCAGUCUCCUCUCGACCUGGUAUGACUGCCAGCACUGGGAAUGGUUUCAUUCUGCUCCAUCCCCGAGAUAACCGCCCCUCUCAACACAUAGAGGAUCUUGAACAGACAACAAUACUGGAGUGGCUGGAGUCAGUAGCCGGUGACGAUUGGGAGCGUUGCUGGGAGGACAGUUUUCGCGCCAUUCAGAAGUGGUCACGAUGCUACUUGCCAAAUGGUCAGAUUGCGCGUUCACGAAUGCGAGAGGUGGGGAGACAGGGACUGACACGGCGGUCACGUAAUGUCAAAUACGUGACAGAUACUGGUCUUGCCUUUGGUGAAGUAUACUACUACUUCUCCCUACCAGUAUCUACCGACCGACAUGCAAAGCGCCGUACCGUUGCACUCGUAUCCCGCUACGGCGAUCCGGAUCCUACCUUGCUCGAAAAGUCAUCGGGUGUUCUGUGGGCAGCUCGACAUCUCGGGGAGGCUGCUUUGACAGUCAUAGAUGUCAAAUACAUCUGCUCGGUGGUGGGAAUGAUCCCUCACGAUUUUCAGACACCACAUACACAAGGGGUCGAGACUUUGUGGUUUGUACUGGAGAAGUUGGGUACGGAGGUGGGAUGGGUAAGGGAUCUGGAUGAAGACAAGGACGCAGAAGACAAUGACGAUGAUGAGGAGGAGGAUGAUGACGAUGAGGAUUAG